CGGGGCGUAGUUGCGAAUUGACACAGGUGUGGACCGAUCGUGCAGUGCCAUAAGCCACGCGGGGAAAUCUGCGAGUGUACACGGUGCGAGUACAGGGUGCGGCGCGAAAGGGCGUUUUCAGGGACGUUUUCACACCGGGUGAAAGAAAAGGCCGAAGGUGCGGGCAGAAUUUCGAUAUGGUCGCAGAAUCGAUCUCGCAUUUGUGGGAAAAAUUCUAAUCCGAUUUGAUCGCGACGGCGAUACGCAGAGAUGUUUCAUUGCAAAAUGUUGAACCGCGUUAUAUCAAAUAUCAGAUGCAAAAUGCUUAGAUAUGAUGUCUUUUAUAUCACAAAAGGUUUUCUUCUAUUCUUAAAUUUAUUUUUAGAAUUGUAUAUGAUAACAUAAUAAUCUUUAGAAGUGUUGAUUAUCCAAAGUUCUUCGAUCAGCACAGUUCAAUUGACGAUGAUUGACGGAAGUGAUUAUCAUUAUUAAAGAAACGAAGUAGCCCGUGGGUGGCGGCGGCACGACAGAGAUCGCGAGGCUCUUCCGCUUUUUUGACAGAUGCGAGCGUCAGUGCUGCGCGACGCCUCGCAGUGCCCAUCGAGUGAGGGAGUUUGAGCACUGUUUACGACGUUAUUUACGACAACGUAUACUCGUUCGCGGGUUGAAGCAAUUCCAACGAGCCACAAAGUGAGUGGGCGAGAUUCGCAAGAGACGCAAUAUCAAUUACGGAAUUUCCAGCGACCCACUGGCACCGCGACACGAGGAAGGAUGGUCAAUUCGAUAUUGCUGCUUUGGGCGUUGGUCGGCCUAAUUGGCCGAGUGCACGGCAAAUGCAGCUUAGCACCGAUCGCCGACAACGAGCGGUCGAUCGCCUACGCGUGCAUCCACAGCGACCUGGGCGACCUCGACGGGCUGUCCGGCGAGACCGAGUGGAUCGAGUUCUCGGUGUCGCGCUUCCACGCGAUCCCCGACGACGCGUUCCGCCGAUUCCCGAAUCUACGCCGUCCCUUUUACAAUUGUCACGUGAGCGUGAUCGAGCCCGCGGCAUUUCGCGGCCUGCAUCGGCUCGACUGGCUCAUUUUUCAUGGCACGAGGAUCCACGCGGUGCGGGCCGCGUGGUUCCGCCAUAUACCGAAUCUCAGGCGACUGAUCCUGAACAGAUGCGGCCUGGUGUACGUCGAGCCCGAUGUUUUUCGCAUGUUACCGCGAGUGGAGACCCUGGACUUGCGCGACAAUGACCUCGAUUGUCUGUCGGUGGAGGAGUUGUCCCAGCUGACGGCGCUCAGGACCGUGCGCAUCGACGGCAACCCGUGGUUGUGCGACUGUCGGCUGAGAAUGGAGAGGUUCUUCCGCGAGAGGAGGAUCGUCCAGGAGAUAGAGUGCAGGAUUCGACCGAGGAUCUGCACCGUCCACCGAAAUCCGCAGUGCAUGACGCAGAUUGAAAUCCCGCUCCCACCGCCGAUGAUCACCAUCGAGUCGAUAAGCAAUCUCGAGGAACGUCGCGGCAACCGCUUCCAGGCGAGCGCGCUGACGUCGCUGGACCGCCUGCCGGACAGGACGACGUGGAUCGAGAUCUCGGGGCUGUGGAUCGACCGUUUGCCCGCGUACACCUUCUUUCGUUUCGGCAACAGCCUGCGCAGCCUGGAUCUGCGCGAUUGUUCGAUCGGCGCGAUCGAGCCGGGCGCAUUCGCCGGUCUGCAUCAGCUGCAACGACUCACGCUCGUCGACAACCGGCUGCCCGCGGUCGCCGCCCAUUGGUUCGGCGAUCUCGUCGCGCUCCGCCAAUUGGUGCUCGCGCGCAACGGCAUCGAGCGCAUCGAGCCUGGCGCGCUGCGCCCGCUCGCCGGCACCUUGCGCCAUCUGGAUCUGCGAUAUAACCAGUUGCGUUGCCUGCCGUUGGACGAGUUGACGCACCUGAAACACCUCGAACGAAUCGACAUUGUAGGUAAUCCGUGGUACUGCGAUUGUCGCAGGGAUCUACAGAGACACUUGACGAACAGCAAUAUUGGUUUCGAGAUUACCGAUCGCUGUUACGAGAGGAAUGAAAUUAUCGAACCGACCGAUGGAUGGCAGUACCCGCAUACUAAUCUAACGACCCCCAUUAUUGGUCAUAUAUACUGGACCUCUUUUGAAGAUAUUUUAAAGGAGAAGAAUAUUACCGUGGUAAGACCAGUUAUUGAAGUUCCUACGCAAAGACCACAGGUUCAUAGAGGUACCUGCGUGCGAGACAGAACUCAAUCGUCACGGGAAGUAUUCACCUGCAGCGGCAUCACCUCGAUCAAAGAGCUGGAUGUCUUACCUCGCACAGCUCAUAUCAUUCGCAUCGUCCUCUCGAACUUGAAGACAAUCCCGAGACAUGCGUUCGCUCGCUUCGACGGCUGGCUAUCCAAGCUGGAAUUACGCGACUCUGGUAUCGAGACGAUUGAGUACCGCGCCUUCGUCGACCUGUACAAUUUGGAAUAUCUGUCGCUGCAUAGCAACCAACUGAAAACAGUGACAUCCGAGUCGCUGGAGGGUCUUACGAAUCUGCGACACCUGGACCUCUCGCGCAAUCACAUUUACCGGAUCCCCAAUGAGUUGUUCAAUACGGUGCCGCGGCUGUACAGCCUUGAUGUUUCUGAAAAUUACAUGAAUUGCUUCGGCGUGGAGUACAUGGAACGCAAGCUGCAGCAUCUGUACUCUCUUAAGGUAGCGGGCAAUCCGUGGAGUUGCCUAUGCGGAACCAAGCUGGCCAAAUUCCUGGAUUCCCGUAGAAUACCGUAUAAUCGCGAGUCUCUGUUCGACGUGAACGACGAUUGUUACGUCACCGCGUUUCCAUCGACACCUCCCACAACGGGGGUGGCAAUCACCUCGAUGACCACCACGACGGAGCCACCUUCGAUAGGCUUCCACAACGAGACCAUCGAGGGUUCCUGCUUCAAAAUUCCCGAAUCCACGGAACCGCGGUAUCGCUGCAUCGGUGGCAAUCUAUUGUUGCUGAAAAACAUACCACGUGACGCUGUUUACAUCGAAUUCUACGAGGGUCAUUUGCCCCAUCUCCCGGCUAACUCUCUCUACAGUUUUCCAAAGUUACAGGAACUCGUGAUUAGGAACUGCGGUCUGAGAACGAUUUCGGCUGGCGCUUUUAGAGGUCUGGACUCUUUGGAGCGGCUCACCAUUCAGGAUAAUCCGUUAACGUCGAUCGAAACGGACUGGUUCAAUAUAGAGCGUCUCGAGCGAUUGGAUUUGCGCGGUAAUUCGAUCCACUACAUUGCAUCGGGCGCUUUCCGUCAUCUGCACAGACUGGUUUAUUUGAAUCUCGAGGGUAACGAUUUGCAGUGCAUCUUCACAAGCGACCUUCAGGAUAUGCCAAAUCUGCACAUUGUCGAGUUUGCCGGCAACCCGCUAAAGUGGCGUUGCCGCAUGGAUCUGGAGCAAUUUCUCGAGACGCAAAAGAUCAAGUUCGUCAAGGUGGAGAACUCGUGUGAGGGAAAGAAAAUCAUAAGGAACCUUUUAUAUGAGAAUCGGACCGUCGAGCCUCUAGAAUGUCCCCCAGGCUGUUCGACGGCGAGCAAAAUCGAGCAAGGAAAGAGUUUGUUUAUAGCAUUUCUUGCAUUAUUCUUUGCAAUACAGUUGCAUUAAUCGUUCGGCAAGCAAGAAUAAAAAUUGCGAGGUCAAAGUUAAGAUACUUAAAAAGUAAGAUAAUUUUUGAAGUUUAUUCUUUAUUGAUUAUGAUUAAGAAUCACGCGUUUGGAUAUUAAAUAACAAAUAUAUACAAAUCAGUAAAAUAUGUAAAAUGGUAAUUGAUAAUUAUUAUUAAUUGAUUUUUAUAACCAUGAGGUUCCAGAAGCAAAGUUACUUUUGCGUGAUAGUAGACGAGGACAGGAUUGGUAUUGUUAAUGUUGUCAUUUAAUGUGUUCAUAUCGUAAAAACGCUUAUAAACUAAUGAACAUAUAUAUUUAUUUUUGCGAAUGCAAAUAUAUUUAAACUUAAGCCCUUUGGAGUUUUAAUAACACUUUUCGAUCUCUAAUUAUUUUGUUAGAGUGCUUAGGUUGUUAGUACCUGUUCGUCGCACGUAGCACAAAACGUCAUCGUUAUAUCAGAUACAUCGCGAUGAAAAUACAAUCCCAAAUACCGGUAAAAUUUAUACAAAAGACUUAUGACAACUUCGAUUAAAUGCUGAUUAGCUUAAUACAAUCAGUAGAAUUGUUUGAGGCAAAA
Pogonomyrmex barbatus (red harvester ant) is the source of this 4182-nucleotide messenger RNA. RefSeq lists its product as uncharacterized. The record is from RefSeq and is a predicted model, not a curated record. Gene Ontology annotation, molecular function: protein binding. Gene Ontology annotation, cellular component: plasma membrane. Lineage: Eukaryota; Metazoa; Arthropoda; Insecta; Hymenoptera; Formicidae.